AAGGCAGCUCUGAGGUAGACGGGUGGUUCUUUUAAGUCUGAGCACUGAGCAAAAUCAGAAGAGGAGGAGAGAGAAGGUAGAAGAAAAGGGAUGCCUUUUAGCCAAAUCCUCCACUGAAAGAUUUGUGAGAGCAUGGAGAAAUUACUCUCUGGAGUAAGUGUGGACCUCUGUGUAGAAGAGAGAGCAUCAUGGUGGCCUUCAAGGGGGUGUGGACUCAGGCUUUCUGGAAAGCAGUCACAGCGGAAUUUCUGGCCAUGCUUAUUUUUGUCCUGCUCAGCCUGGGCUCCACCAUCAACUGGGGUGGAGCCGAGAAGCCCUUACCUGUGGACAUGGUUCUCAUCUCCCUUUGCUUUGGACUCAGCAUUGCCACCAUGGUGCAGUGCUUUGGCCAUAUCAGCGGUGGCCACAUCAACCCUGCUGUGACCGUGGCCAUGGUGUGCACCAGGAAGAUCAGUAUCGCCAAGUCCGUCUUCUACAUCGCAGCCCAGUGCCUGGGGGCCAUCAUUGGAGCGGGGAUUCUCUACCUGGUCACACCUCCCAGUGUGGUGGGAGGCCUGGGAGUCACCACGGUUCAUGGAAAUCUUACUGCUGGUCACGGUCUCCUGGUGGAGUUGAUAAUCACAUUUCAGUUGGUGUUUACUAUUUUUGCCAGCUGUGAUUCCAAACGGACUGAUGUCACUGGUUCAAUAGCUUUAGCAAUUGGAUUUUCUGUUGCAAUUGGACAUUUAUUUGCAAUCAAUUACACUGGUGCCAGUAUGAAUCCAGCCCGAUCCUUUGGACCUGCAGUUAUCAUGGGAAAUUGGGAAAACCACUGGAUAUACUGGGUUGGACCAAUAAUAGGAGCUGUCCUCGCUGGUGGUCUUUAUGAAUAUGUCUUCUGUCCAGAUGUUGAACUCAAACGUCGUUUUAAGGAAGCCUUCAGCAAAGCUGCCCAGCAAACAAAAGGAAGCUAUAUGGAAGUGGAGGACAACAGGAGUCAGGUGGAGACCGAGGACUUGAUUCUGAAACCUGGAGUGGUACAUGUGAUUGACAUUGACCGGGGAGAGGAGAAGAAAGGGAAAGACCCAUCUGGAGAGGUAUUGUCUUCAGUAUGACUAGAAGAUAGCACUGAAAGCAGAAGAGAACCCUUAGAACGGUCCUCAGAUUUCCUUCCACCCAUUAAGGAGACAGAUUUGUUAUAAAUUAGACAUGUGCAGAUUUGUUAUUUCAUGUCAUAUUACUCAGUCUAAACAAUAAAUAUUUCGUUAUUUACCAAGGAGGAAAGGAAGAAAUCUAUUGUGAAUUUCAAAAAAAGAGAAGACUUUUUGGAACUAUAUAUCUAGCUUACCUAGGUAUAGAGUUUUUUGAACUUUCAUUAAUAACCUAUUUAAAAUGUAUAUCAAGAUUGGGCUAAGUCUUGCCUUACAAAAUAUAUAGACACACCUAUCAAAUUAUUUCUCCUUUACCAGAACUUGAUAUUGACAAUUCUCACUUGAAUUUAUUCCAUUAAAUUGAGUUGAAUAAUGACAAAAUGCAGAAUGUCACAGGGUCAUGCACACUUGAGAUAAAAUACAUCAAGGUUUUUUUUUAUGGGCAAUCUCUUAUUUAUAAACUACCUCGGCAAAAGGAUAUUAACAAGGAUCAUUGUUAAUUGUUUCCAUUCAUAUUGCAAAUACUGACUUUCAAACCCAACUCCAAUUUAUUAUAAUCCUUCCUCUUCCUCAGUAUUCAAGGUAAUGUGGAACUAAAGUCCAGAAAUUGGAAAAGAAAAACAUUCUGAAAUCCUUCAUAUUUAUUAGUUUCAUCUAAUAAAUUAUCCCAACCAUAAGAGACACCUAUUUGGAUUCAGAACAAGCAUAUUUAUGAAAUCUUAAUGGGGGUGGGGAAAAGUUAUCAUCAUGCAAAAAUCACAAGGCAAAAGGAAAUCUGUAUUCUGGUAUCAAAUGGUUGAUCUGUUUUCAGUGCACAUCCUCAAAUGCACCACACAAGUUAACAAUCUAAACUUUUAACCACUAAACCACUUUGCUUUUUUUUUUUUUUUAGUUUAUUGGUAAAACUGGGGGUUUUGUUUGUAAUUUUGAUUAUCUCUAUGUAAACAUUAGCAGAGACAAAGUUUUGACAACAAGAUCUUAACUAGUUGGUAUUUUAUUGGUUAUGAGUCCUGAGUCCUGCUCACUCUAGAAAGUGUGGAUUUGUUCUGCCCAGGCCCAACUCUGUUGCUCCCUCACUUCUUGUGACAUUUCUUCAUAAUCUUUACUGCAAGUGCAAUGAUAUUUGAGUGAAUUAAAAUGUAUGACAGACAAGGCAGGACAUGGCGGCAGCAUAGGAAGCAUAGGAAGGUGACAACAUCUAAACAGUUAGUUUUCAAAGCUAUUUGACAAACCUUUCAUUUGUAGAGAUAUUGUACCUAAGAUGUCUUUAAUAUAUUUUUAUUACUGACCAGUUUACUUGUUAAAAAUAAUUUGUUUUUCCUGCACUUCUUUGCUUUUUGUUCGUAGAAUGUUCUCUGAAAACCCCAGUUCCUAUCCUCUUAACUGUCUAGUCUAGACUUCAUCUUAGACAAAGAGCGGCAAAUGUCAAUUUCACUGAACAAAAGCUGGUAGUAGAAAAGCAAAGACCCAUCACUGCGAGGAAUGGCUUGUAAAUAGCUCCUAACCAAGGGCUUUCUUCUCCCAAGAUAGUUCCAACCGUGUGUCUCCUUUUAGUGUUAAUGGCAGUUGUGUGUCUGUGGCUGCGAGAUAAUGGACCACUAUUAAACCUGAUUCUCUUUGGUGCUAAGAAAGAGUGAUGCUCAAGAUUCCCCCCAGCAUCCCCAAGCCAGUGUGAUGCCUGCAAGUGCCCCUGGCAUAUUUCACAGCAGGUGCCUACAGCACAGGUCCUUUCCUCAGGGGCACAGGGCAGGGCCACACCACACACUAUGCCAGGGACAGGGUGGCACCCAUGGAAACCAGGGUGCAAAUCUCCCAAAGGUGGCUUAUGCCCAUUAUUUCAAAUGUUUGCACAAUUUACCACUAAAGAUUUAAGAUCAGGGUGGUUCAAAAGGUAAUACCAACCAUCAGCAAACAUGUCAGUUCAAAAAUAAAUUUAGUUAACAAGGAAUAAACAGAUUUCUGAAUACGCUUACAAAAUACUGGUUUAUUAUCAUUUUUAUUCUGCCAUAUGGUUUACUACAUGUGCACUUACUUUUACACUCACUUCCAAUUUUGGCAUUCAGUAAGUUAGGGAUUUAAAUAGAAGAGUGAAUGAUGUUUUUGUAAUUUGUUUCCUAGCAGCUAGCAGAGCACCACACACAUAGUAGGUACUCAAAACAUGUGUGUGAAUUAAUAAAAAGGUAUAAAUCUCAUAUGGGGCUUAAGAAUGCAGAUAAUUUCCUUUUCAUCUUCAUUUUGCUCAAUGUUUAAUAAAAGCAUGAUUCCCUAUAUUACUGAAGUAAGGCAAUAUAAACAUGGAAAUCAUAAAGUGUUUUUUGCAUUCUUCCUACAUUUAGGGUAGGAAGUGAAUGAAAGCUUAUGCGCUCCUUUUCCCUGCAUGUGAGACAACAUAUUUUGUAUUUCACUCAAGGCUCUGCCAGUAAAAAGUAAUGAAAUUGUACCUUUCUAAUGACAUCUAUGCAGCAGGGGUCUGCUGCCUUGUAGAUGGCACCAAAUUAUCCAAGUGUAUUAGCAGACUACGGGCUUUUUCCUUUAAUCCCUUCUUAUUAAUGAAGUGCAUAGUGCUGUUCCCAAGAGACUACAGCUGACAGAUACAGAGAGAAGAGAUCAGAGAGAAAAAAAAAAAAAAGGAAGACAUAAAUGAAUUAUACCCAGCCAUGGAACAAUGCCAACUGCCUCUUCCCUCGGGAAGAGCACACAAACACCCCCAAAUCAGAAGGUGCUCCCUACACUGAAAAUGCAGAGUUGAUCAAAAUGGGGGGAAAAAAAGAGUCUUUCUUUUUUUUAAGUAUUUGAGGCUUUCUUAAAAACUUAAGAGCCCCAAUUGUGAAUGUAUAUCUCCCCCUGUUGAAGCUGACAUUUUCUUUCCAAAGUCCUAAGCUUUUUAUACUUGGAAGAAACUAUUUUCUGGCCUCUAAAUAGUUGUUCCUGUCAUUUGACACUUUCCAUAAGUUCUCAUGAGCAUUUUUCUGCUGUAGCUCAGAGGCACCACUUGGAGCUGCUGCCCAGUGUUAAGAUUUUACAAGAUUAGAAAUAUUUGGAAAAUACAUAUGAUGGAAAUGAGCUGUCUGUUUUAUUGGAGUUCUGAUUCCAAACAGCAUAGAAUAUUCUUCUAGACCACGAAUCCAGGCAACAUGUGCAUUGGUUGAAACUCCGUAACAAUAGGGAAACUCCAAAAUGAAAUAACAAAUGCAAAUGCUAAAAUUAAUCCUGGCAACGUCCUUUGUGGCAGCAUGUGGAUACCAUCCCCACACAGAUAAACUGCCUUUGUAACAACUGAAGAUAGCAGUCUGGGCUGAGCAGACAACCUCAUCCAAAAAAAUACAAAAGCCAAUAUAAAUUCUUUGCCUAUGCACCAUAUAAUAUGUGAAUUCGGAAUAUUUUAUACCUGAUGGUAAUUGUGUCUUCCCUAAUAAGUUAAUGGCAUGAAAGUUAUCUGGAAAAUGUGGUUAUACUCUGAAAAGUGUAAUGUAACAAGAAUCACUUUCUUUACCUCAAAUUUUGUGAGCUUGCAUUUGUGUUUUAAUACUUUUCCAAUCACUGAAACUGACUUUUGAACCCUGUGAUUCCGAAUUGAAUUAAAUAGAAGUCAUUUAAUUCAAGAAUCAAAAACCGUGGCCACUCACUUUUCCAAAUGGCUACUGAUAGCCUGUGAAAAUACAUAUCAGGUAAAUAUUAUACAGUAUGUGCAGUGAACACUAAAUUGAAAAGCAGUUACAGCGUUACCUGUUUAUGUUGAAAAUCAAAGCGCUAAAAACUACACCUAAUUUAUACAACCAUUAGGAUGUAUCUCAAGAUUCUCUUCAGGAUUAAUUAAACCAACAUGCAAUUUAUGAAUAUACAUAAAUUAUUUAUCACUUUUAUGACCCCAAUCACAAUAAAAUUGUAAUUCACGAUGAAGUAAGGAGAAUAGACUGAACAUAUGGUUAUAUUCACAGUUAUUUAUUAACUGAAAUGUUAUUCCAACAUUAGAGCUAAUGUUAAAAAGAUUUCAACUGUAAUGUCUAAUAUUUGGAAUAAUCUAUUAAAAUGAUAGCAUGGUGGUUGACUUCCACAAAUCAUGUUGCAUCUCAUACUACUCAGCUUGUGCAAAUAAACUUUCAAAUGUUUUAAAGGUAAA
Molecule: messenger RNA, 5250 nt
Organism: Ictidomys tridecemlineatus (thirteen-lined ground squirrel)
Lineage: Eukaryota; Metazoa; Chordata; Mammalia; Rodentia; Sciuridae
Gene: Aqp4
Product: aquaporin 4
Biological process (GO): water transport; transmembrane transport
Cellular component (GO): basolateral plasma membrane; plasma membrane
Molecular function (GO): water channel activity
Source: RefSeq, a predicted model, not a curated record